AUGGGUGUUCCGGCUAUUGUGGGUCAGUCUAAGCGAGAUGUUUUUCAUUUUUUACUGGAUCGGGUGCAAGACCGGUUGUCUUCGUGGAAAGCGAAUACUUUAUCUAGUGGUGAGAAAGAAGUGUUGGUUAAAGCGGUGCUCAGUGCUUUGCCUACGUAUGUUAUGUCUUCUUUCCGUCUUCGUCGUAUGUUAUGUUUAGAGUUAAUGAAAAAGAUUCGUUCCUUCUGGUGGUGCAAUUCCGGUAAGGAUCGUUCCAAUCACUGGGUUCAUUGGGAUUUGUUAUGCCGGCAUAAGAAAUUUGGUGGGCUUGGUUUCCAGGAUUUUGAGGCAUUUAAUUUAGCAUUGCUAACUAAGCAUGCUUGGAAUCUUCAGUUACAUAUUAGUCGUUGGGAUAAACCGGAUACUUUGAUUUGGGCACCUGAGCGGAAUGGGUCUUUUUCUGUUCGCUCUGCUUAUGCUCUUGCACGAUCCUUUUCUGAUCCUAGGGCAGCUUCUUCGGACGGUUUUCAUUGGCGUGUGGUUUGGAGGUGUGCUACUCUCUCUAAGAUCCAGCAUUUUCUUUGGCGGUGCUGUCAUAAUGCAUUGCCUACUGGUUUGUCGUUAUUGUGGAGGGGGUGUGUGGAUUCUCUUUUAUGUUCACGGUGUGGGAUGGAAGAGGAAUCGCUGGUCCAUCUUUUUUUCCGGUGCUCUCAUUCUGUUCAGGUAUGGAGGCUAUCACCAUUUCACCUUGAUUUCUCUUCUGUGUCAUUCCACUCCUUUUUGGAUGGCUGGAGUUUUUUUAUAUGGUGGGCUUCUACGUCUCCGGAUCAAUCCUUGGCUCUAGGGUUAAUGUCCUUUUGUGCGUGGUUUAUUUGGAAAGCGCGCAAUCAUCGGGUGUUCCAUGGCCUGUUAUGGAGUCUGGUGCAGGUGGCGGCUAAAGCAGUUGCUAACUUUUGGGAGUUUCAGGAUGCUCGGUCACUAUGUUCUUCCUUGGCUUCCUCUGAUAGCCCAUCCUCUGCGAGGUGUUGGGUUCCACCUGCUGAAGGGAUGGUUAAGUGUAACUUCGAUGCUAGCUUCUCUUCGCAGUCUUCCCGUGGUAGUGGAGGUGCUGUGUUUCGGGAUUGUCGGGGUCAUAUUCUUCAUGCUGUUGUUUUUCGGCCUUUCCUUGCUUCUUCGGCAUUGAUGACUGAAGCAUAUGCUUGUCUCCGUGCAAUCUUUUGGGCUUCUUCUUUUGGGUAUCAACGCUUAUGUUUUGAGUCUGACGCUAAGGGUGUGGUUGACGCUGUUCAAGAUGCUUCGAGUUGCCCAUUUGAAAUUGCAUCGAUUUGUUUUGAUAUUCGCAUGGACCUUCAGUCUUUCGCUGUUGCUUCUUUGGAGCAUGUUCGUUGUUUGGGCAAUCAAGUAGCUCAUGAUCUUGCUAUGCUGUCUCGAGAUCUUUUCCUUGUUGAUCAGGAGCUGUUUUCACUCCCGCCACACAUUUCUGCUUCUGACUUUGGAUGCCAUGUGAUCAAGUCGUCGAUGGCGUCACCACUGUCUAAACAUCUGGAUUUCUUAUGCGGUUCAUCUGGAUCGGCCGGUAACGAGGGAACGAAUGAGAAUCAGUGA
Messenger RNA from Cornus florida, 1584 nucleotides. RefSeq lists its product as uncharacterized. Gene Ontology annotation, molecular function: nucleic acid binding; RNA-DNA hybrid ribonuclease activity. Bases 1 to 1584 code for a protein of 527 amino acids. The transcript has 4 exons. NCBI's taxonomy places the organism in Eukaryota, Viridiplantae, Streptophyta, Magnoliopsida, Cornales, Cornaceae. The record is from RefSeq and is a predicted model, not a curated record.